Messenger RNA from Juglans microcarpa x Juglans regia, 2143 nucleotides. RefSeq names its product nuclear envelope integral membrane protein 1. The coding region runs from base 121 to 1683 and encodes 520 amino acids. The transcript is spliced from 10 exons. NCBI's taxonomy places the organism in Eukaryota, Viridiplantae, Streptophyta, Magnoliopsida, Fagales, Juglandaceae. The record is from RefSeq and is a predicted model, not a curated record.
UAAUAAUAAAGUCGGUGAGGCCCAAUUAAGGCUCGAUUCGAGGUAGCUCCGUUGCAAAAUAGCAGAAUUGCCCUUCCCAUUUUACCGUAUUCUCAACGACUACCUUUCCCUGCAGAAACCAUGGCUUCUCCUAAACCCCUUCGGAUCUUCGCCCGUAUCCUGUUUCUGCUCUUUCUCGCCAUUUCGGGUCGGGCCUCAGCCACCGAAAGUUCUUUGGUUGUUGGUCAAUCAACUAGGCUGCAGCUAUCUAGCGGUCUGCCAAUGAAAAACUCUCCAGGUUUGAAGCCUGAUACUUCAGCGAUCGUUGAAAGAGUUCAUAUCCGUGGAUUGUCAAGGCUUAAAAAUUUGAGAAAAUUUGCCCACUUGGUGAAGGUGAAUAUAUCGCAAAAAGAUCCAAGCAUUCUUCUACAGAAUAUUGAGGUUUGUUUCCAUAGGAAUAUGUCUAUAGGGAUAGGGAUGUGCCCUCAAAGUCAGUGGGAGAAAGUUACUAAGGGUUCUUGGGUUCGUUCCAUGUCACCUUUUGACAACAGGCUCUUAGACAUACGGACUACUGGUUCAUCCUUAGAAAAAUUUGAGGUGUCCAUUGAAGAAGAACUCUUUUCAUAUCGCAUAACAUGUUUAAUCCUGGGCAUAGUUCUGAUGAGCCUGUCAUCCUCUCUGAGCAAUUCAUUGAUAUUUUAUUAUGGAAGCGCAAUCUCGAUCGGGGUCAUCCUUGUAAUAUUGAUAAUCCUUUUUCAGGGGAUGAAGCUUCUACCGACUGGUCGAAAGAGCUCACUUGCAAUUUUUAUAUACUCAUCUGCUGUUGGUUUGGGAUCUUUCCUCCUCCGAUACUUACCUGGAUUGUGCCAUUCAAUACUUAUGGAGAUAGGAAUCAGUGAAGACAUGUACUAUCCUUUGACAAUAUUUCUGCUGGCUUUUGUUGUUCUGACUGGAGCGUGGAUGGGCUUCUGGGUAGUCCGCAAGCUUGUCCUGACGGAAGAUGGAUCGAUUGAUAUAAGCACGUCUCACUUUGUUGCUUGGUCCAUCCGUAUUUUGGCUGCCAUUAUGAUUCUUCAGAGUUCUGUAGAUCCUCUUCUGGCAGCUGAAGCUUUAAUAGCUGGAAUAAUGGUCUCAUCAUUAUCAAGGAGAAUCUGUAGAUUGAGAUUCCUUCGUCGCUUGUACAAGUAUGAUUUUACAAUUCCGGAGCUUAACGAUUACCUUCCAUCAUCAGGAUUUCAAGAUCUACUUCCAUUUCAUCCAUUAAGAAAUAUGGUGAAAUCUCCUAGAACGAAGCGGAAAAGAACUCGAGUUCCUGAUUAUUCACCCUUUGGAGACUCAGAUAAUGAAGAUUUGUACAAUGUUCGGGGUGAUGAUAGCUCUAAUAAGUUGUUUAAGCCCCAAACCAAAAAUUUCACCCUGGCUCCAUGCAAUUCUGCCGAUCGAGGUUUUUCCAGAACAUUGCCUUUUCAGCUAUCAGAUUCAGAGUUGUUGUACCCUUCUACAUUCCAUACAACACCUGGAAGGAAAAAAUUCUCAAAGGCUGAGUGGGAAAUGUUCACUAGAGACUCUACGGAGAAUGCCUUGGAAGAACUUGUGUCAUCACCUGAUUUCAGCAACUGGCUUGUUGAUAAUGCAGAAAGAAUCACCGUAAACCCCAACAAAGGUAGGGCUGUGCAGCGUCGGAAAUGGCUCAUUUGGUUUUAAGCAGCUGUCAUGUUCUUUGUGUAGGCAACACACACAAGGCAUUCAGAGAUGCCACGAAGUUCAGAAAGAAAAGCCAAGCUUAGUCUUGUAAUUAAUCCAACUCUAGUUGUGGAAUUGAAUAAGAUCCAUGCUGGCACAAAAUAGGGAUCUGUCACAAUCUUGUAAUAUUACAUUGUGCCAAUAGUUAUGCAGAGUAUCACGUUGUUUCUGGAUACCUGUUUGGAGAGGAUCAAUUAACUAUCAGGAUCUGUACUUAUGUAGGCCGAUGUUUUGACAGUGUUUAACUUGUCCUUUUUCUUUGUGUCUUCGUCAAGCAGGGUAAGUUGAACAGGUGCGGAUUGGUUGGUAUAUUGUUUCAACACUAAUAACCUCAGCGGACCCACUACUCGGUGAAGUUUCUGUAAUACCCAGGAUGUAAUUGAGAAUAGAAAUGUGAUGAAUGAAAUCUUAUAUUAUUUGA